Molecule: messenger RNA, 1512 nt
Organism: Calypte anna (Anna's hummingbird)
Lineage: Eukaryota; Metazoa; Chordata; Aves; Apodiformes; Trochilidae
Gene: GLRA3
Product: glycine receptor alpha 3
Exons: 10
Coding region: 1-1512 (503 amino acids)
Biological process (GO): chemical synaptic transmission; nervous system process; signal transduction
Cellular component (GO): neuron projection; postsynaptic membrane; synapse
Molecular function (GO): glycine binding; extracellularly glycine-gated chloride channel activity; transmembrane signaling receptor activity
Source: RefSeq, a predicted model, not a curated record
AUGCCUCGGUCAGGAGCGCUCCAGGGCUCCGCGGCUCGUCCGAGCAGCAUGGCCCGGAUCGGGCACCUCCGCGUCGUUUUAUCGGGAUUUUAUCUGUGGGAAGCCGCGGUACUGCUCAGCUUGGUAGCCACAAAGGAAACAGACAGUGCAAGAUCUCGGAGCAUGCCAAUGUCACCAUCCGAUUUUCUGGAUAAGCUAAUGGGUAGGAUGUCAGGCUAUGAUGCAAGGAUACGACCAAAUUUCAAAGGCCCUCCAGUCAAUGUCACAUGCAACAUUUUUAUAAACAGCUUUGGAUCCAUUGCAGAGACUACCAUGGAUUACCGAGUGAACAUCUUUCUCCGUCAGAACUGGAAUGAUCCACGGCUUGCAUACAGUGAAUAUCCAGAUGACUCUUUAGACUUAGAUCCAUCCAUGCUGGAUUCAAUUUGGAAACCUGAUUUGUUCUUUGCUAAUGAAAAAGGUGCCAACUUUCAUGAGGUUACAACAGAUAAUAAAUUGUUGCGAAUUUUCAAAAAUGGAAAUGUACUUUAUUCUAUCAGAUUGACUUUAAUACUGUCCUGUCCGAUGGAUCUCAAAAAUUUUCCAAUGGAUGUGCAAACAUGUAUAAUGCAACUGGAAAGCUUUGGAUACACAAUGAAUGAUCUCAUUUUUGAAUGGCAAGAAAAGGGAGCAGUUCAAGUAGCAGAAGGUCUCACUCUGCCACAGUUUCUGUUGAAAGAAGAAAAGGAUUUAUGUUACUGCACCAAGCAUUACAAUACAGGAAAGUUCACAUGUAUUGAAGUCCGAUUUCACCUUGAGAGGCAGAUGGGGUACUACCUCAUCCAGAUGUACAUCCCGAGUCUCUUGAUCGUCAUCCUCUCCUGGGUGUCAUUUUGGAUCAACAUGGAUGCAGCUCCAGCCAGAGUGGCUUUAGGUAUAACAACGGUACUGACCAUGACAACACAAAGCUCAGGGUCACGAGCAUCUCUUCCAAAGGUGUCGUAUGUCAAAGCAAUUGACAUCUGGAUGGCUGUGUGUCUGCUCUUCGUAUUUUCUGCACUUUUGGAAUACGCAGCUGUAAACUUUGUGUCAAGGCAGCAUAAGGAACUUCUGCGAUUCCGCCGCAAGAGGAAGAAGAACAAGUAUUUUGAGGGAGUUCUUGAUGGAAAUGAAAUCAGUGAAUCAUUGCAGCGUAGCAAUGGCUUGAGAUGUACAGGACCUAUAGACGGGAGUUUGCUUCAAAUCUACAGUACAAAUUUAAGGGAUGAUGAUGCAAGGGAAAGUCAGUUUAGUUUCACAGCAUAUGGAAUGGGCCCAUGUCUGCAAGCAAAAGAUGGAGUGCCACAAAAGGGGCAAAAUAAUCUUGUUCAAGCUUCACCCAAAAGCCCUGAUGAGAUGAGAAAGGUAUUCAUUGACCGGGCCAAGAAGAUAGACACAAUAUCAAGAGCUUGUUUCCCACUAGCCUUCCUGAUUUUCAAUAUUUUUUAUUGGGUAAUUUACAAAAUCAUCAGGCAUGAGGACAUUCACCAAUAA